Messenger RNA from Erigeron canadensis, 1354 nucleotides. Its product is annotated as RNA pseudouridine synthase 7-like. Gene Ontology annotation, molecular function: pseudouridine synthase activity; RNA binding. The transcript is spliced from 12 exons. The record is from RefSeq and is a predicted model, not a curated record. Gene Ontology annotation, biological process: pseudouridine synthesis. Bases 31 to 1182 code for a protein of 383 amino acids. NCBI's taxonomy places the organism in Eukaryota, Viridiplantae, Streptophyta, Magnoliopsida, Asterales, Asteraceae.
AUGUGUACAAAAUAAAAAAGGUUUUAACAUAUGAAGAGAAACAGAGAAAACAUGGAGAUUGUAUGGCAAACUCCGGCCAAUCCACCGGAGCGCCAUGACUAUAUCUUCCGUAACGGUAUUCGAUACGUUAAACCCUACUACUUCGAAUUCAUUUCUCAUGCUAAGAAUCGAUGGGCCGGGAAGACGAUUGUCGAUUUGUUUGCGGAUGAAUUCAAAGGUCGAAAGCGUGAUUAUUAUGAUUCUGCUGUUAAGUCUGGUCGCAUACAAGUCGAUGGAAAGACAGUGCCUGUUUCAUACAUAGUUCAGUCAUCACAAAAAAUUAGUCAUUUCUUACAUAGGCAUGAACCCCCAGUGAUGGCUUUGGAUGUUACAAUUCUGCAUAAAGGAGAAGAUGUUCUAACGGUUUGUAAGCCUGCAUCGGUUCCAGUGCAUCCAUGUGGUCAAUAUCGUAAGAAUACAGUUGUUGGUAUUCUUCAGGCAGAACAUGACUUGGCACCUCUCUUUCCUAUUCACCGGCUAGAUCGAUUGGUCUCGGGACUUCUUAUUCUUGCCAGAAGUGCUUCUCAAGCUGAGAUUUUCAGACAACAGAUUGAAUCUGGGAUGGUACAGAAACAAUAUAUUGCGAAAGUCGUUGGGGAAUUUCCUGAGGAGGAGCAAGUUGUCAAUCUUAGGGUAAAUUUCAAUGCUCGAGAAGGAAGGAGUUCAGUAGAGGCAGAGGACACAGAUGAAAAGGCCAAGAGUACUUUAAACGGGAAGGCUGCAUGUACAAAGUUUACCAGGAUUUCUACAAAUGGAAAAUUUAGUAUUGUAUCAUGUCAUCCCAUCACCGGAAGAACUCAUCAAAUUCGUGUACACCUGCAAUCAAUGGGUCACCCAAUAGCCAACGACAUGCUCUACCUUACUGAUUAUGCUGAUAGUAGUAGCUCUAGGAGAGCAUUUACUGCUCAUAAAACCACAGUCAAGUCAAACCAUCCGUUGCAAGUCAACUCUGAUGAUUGCACUUCUGCGCCUGAAGAUUCUACUGAAGAUUUUGACAUUGAUCCAAUGUGCACAAAUUGCCCAAACUUGGCUCCUAUAGGAUACGAUGGCAGUGAAGAAGGUUUGUGGCUUCAUUGUGUGCGAUACAGUGGACCUAAUUGGGUCUACGAAUGUCCAUAUCCAAACUGGGCGUUUUUAACUUAAAUCUUUUCGAAUGUGGCUCCAAAUUUUGAUUUGACAUCAGUACCAAUUCGAAGACAACUUUUAUUGAUGUAGAGUAUGGUACUACUGUAACGCAACAAGUUACAAACAACUGUAAUAUGACAGUUAUAGACUCCUGGAGUAGAACUUUUCUUCAAAGGGUACAUUAGUUUCA